CUUUUGAUUGGUUAUGACACAAUAAAUAUUCCACAUAUAUUUUUAUUGUUCACAGUUCUCAAAGUUUGACAGUAACAUCAUGGAACAUUUCCAGUAUUCCCAUCUCUUGUUCUGCCGAAGUUUCAUUCACUAGCUUUUGAUGCACAUAGUUAGAAUCACAAUUAUUAUAAUCCCAUAACUGAAUAUAAAAUUUUACAAUUUUUACAACUAUUUUUAUUUUUGUCACAACCAGUGUAUGUGUACAUAAACUUGGUUAAAUGUUGUAUUUUUAUUUUAAAAUGCUAGUAAACAUAAUAAGGGAGGUGACAGAAACCAAAGCUACACCUGGAGUACUUGAUGCUUCCUUGGCUGGAGAAUUCAAGAGCACCAGACCACCAUCAAAGAGAGGUCCUUCUGACUCGCCUGUAAAGCGAACAAAGCCAAGACCUUCAAGCAGACGCACAAGGGGUUUAAAACAUAUCAGUACUUAUGUAAAACGAAGAAGGGAAGAAAAAGCACUAUCUUGGGCCAGCAGAAGACGUCUCGAAUUCAGGCCUAACCACACUCUAGGUACUUCUGAUAAAGAUCAGUGUUCAACUGUAGAACGAAAUGGAAAAUCAGUACCACAUUGGAGUAGUGAAACUUCUGACGGUACUGGCGUGAUGUCGGAGAAAUCUGAAGUUGAGAUUGAAGAAGGUAGACCUGAGGACGAAGUCUUGGAAGGAUUGGCACAGAAAAUUCCUAAGGACUGGAAGAAGCUUGGACGUCGGUUGAGCAUGACGGAAGCAGAUCUAGAUGCUAUAAGUAAAGAGGAAGAGGAAUACAGUGAAAAGGCUUAUGCAAUGUUACUGAAAUGGAAACGAGCUGAAGGCGAAAGGGCAACGUUCUCGGUGUUAUAUAAUGCCUUGUGUCACCGUUUGUUUCGUCGAAAAGACCUGGCAGAAGAAUUUUGUUGUGUUUGCCAUAACUAAGAACAUCCCUUCCAAGGAGUGGGCGUUUCUAUGGACUUCUGUGGUUUUUGUAUACCAUUCGUUCCUUUGAAUUAACCGAUUUAUUUAUUUCGAUUUAUUUUUGUUUGGCCAUCUGCGUUUCUUUUUCUUUCUUUUCUAUUUUUUGUACAUGUUUUCAAGUCAACCAUGUUGUCAAGCCUAUUCCUCUGGACGAUCAUCAUUUAACAGCGUCAGCCAACUCUCCUCCUGAUGUGACUUUGGCGAGAAUAGCCACAAGCACUACAACCAAGUGCUCUGCAACACGCGCCAGAUGGAAACUUUGAGCCCGUGAUCAUGACCUGCCAGUUGUUCCUGCGUCUCCUUACCACCUCGCUCUCUAUUUGCGUCAUUUGAUGUCGGAUGACAAGACGGCUUCUCCGAUAGAGUGCGCUGUACAUAUAGCAUUGCUUGGAUUCACCAUUUGGCUGGGAAGCCUUCUCCGUUAGAGUACCCGUUGGUGAAGGAUGUCCACGCUGGUGCACAGCGUCUUUUGGCCCACCUUACUUCCAAGAAAGAGCCUGUGACCGUUUCUCAAUUGGAACAAUUAGUUAAUUCUCAAGUCCUGUCUAUGGCUUCUUUAUAUAAUAUUCGUUCUGUUGUAAUAUGCCUGCUGGCCUUCGCAGCUUAUCUUAGAUUUGAUGAACUCGCGAAACUAGUUCGCUCAAAUGUUGAGCUCGAUAGUGAAAAGUUACAGUUGAUUAUCGAAUCCAGCAAAACCGAUAAAUACAGGGACGGUGCAUGUAUGGGUUAUUGUAGCUGUUUCAGGGAAAGCUUCCUGUUCUGUUAACAUGUUGUAUCGGUAAUUUGCUCGAAGUUUUACGUCCAGUGCUUUCAGCGCACUGCUUUACAUUUGAUGACUUCAAAUCGACAAAACCAAUUUUAGCUGGUUAUUUAAGCAAUAGACCACAAGUUUUUAUGGUUUGUAGGAUGAUAAACCACGCAGGAUGUUGGAAGAACACGACAAGAAUUCGUAAAUCACGAACCGCAGGCGAGUGAUUUACGAAUUCUUCGAUAUAUAAUAAUUCAGAAGGCACGCGAAAUUUCCAUGAGUUUACUGGCACAAUAAACCAUAGCUGAUUGACCAAUCAGAGUGCGCGCGUUCAUUUAAUUAUUGUAUAAAUGUAAAUAGUCUUAACCAAAUUUUUGUACCAUUGCUAAUGAAUUUUGUAUUUAUUUUAAAUUUGAGUUUUUUAAUAGCUAGUGAUGAUGCUUAGCACCUUCCGUUUCUUAGUUUAAUAUUUAUUUUUACACGGAAAUAAAGCUGUUCUUUUAAACGAUCAUUAUUUUAAUGUAUAUUUGUGGUAUUUCAUCCCCAAUUAGGUUCCUGAGCUAAAGUUGUAAGACACCUUUUAAAAUACAGUUUAUUAUUGUUAUUACGAUAGAACAGUAAAAAGUCCAUAUUUCCAUGGCUAAAUAAAGUGAGCAGCCUUUACAGACGCGCGUUCUAUCGUCUUCCAAUGGAAAUCGUAUUGUUGGAGUAUUCCCCUGGAGUAUUGUGUUUAAAGAGAGAGGGCGUAACUAUAGACAAUGCUUUGACGAAGGUCUGUACUGUUCUUUUGUCAGUGCUUUUGGCGAGAAAUUUGUAUUCACGCCCUUCAGAGUAGCUGGGAGAGCCCACCAGCGUUGUACAAACACUCCUAACCCUUGCGUACGGCUGGUGCGCUUGAAAAUUGAAUUGACCAAUCGGGAUUCGGCAGGGACGGGGGGUGGGAGGUAGCCUGCAGAACAGGCGGAUUAGCGGGCUCUAGCGCGAUACACGAACGGGCGCGUGAAGCGAAAUCUUGGCAGGAUAUCUUGGGAGUCAAAGUCGCCUUCAAGCCAUUGCGAACUAUGAACAGUUUGUUCCCGCCAUCGAAAGCCCAGGAAAAGGUUGACCGGCCACAAUCUGACACAGUGUACAAAAUCAGUUGCACCGACUGCAGUUUUGUAUACUACGGUCAAACUGAACGAUCACUGAAAACUCGGAUUACAGAACACAAAAGGGCUGUUUCUAUGUUCGAUCAUGACUCCAAGAUCUCCUGCCAUGUCCACGAAAACAACCACAAAAUAGAUUUUGGAAAUGUCGUAGUUGUUGGACACGAGGCUUACUUUCAUGAGCGACUCUUCUUGGAAGCUUGGAUGUCAAUAAAGGAUGCGCAAUCUGGAAAUGACCACAUCGCCAUCCCAGAAGUGUACAAGUCUUUGGCACGCGCAUAAGUCUCGCGCUACGUUUUCUUGAAACUUCACGCGGAAUUUUCAUCAGCGCGCUUUCGACGUGCUGUUUUUUUUUAACCAAGCGUACUGACGUCAGUUUUUCAACUGAUGAAGGCUCAAGCACCAACCGAAACGUCUUGAACAAAACAUCAAAAAAUAGUCAAUGUCAAACCACUAUCUUACAAUGUUAGCUCCUGACUACCACUACUCUGUUUUUAAA
Orbicella faveolata is the source of this 3381-nucleotide messenger RNA. RefSeq lists its product as uncharacterized. Gene Ontology annotation, biological process: signal transduction. The record is from RefSeq and is a predicted model, not a curated record. Gene Ontology annotation, molecular function: protein binding. NCBI's taxonomy places the organism in Eukaryota, Metazoa, Cnidaria, Anthozoa, Scleractinia, Merulinidae.